Messenger RNA from Trichoplusia ni (cabbage looper), 1625 nucleotides. RefSeq names its product splicing factor ESS-2 homolog. Lineage: Eukaryota; Metazoa; Arthropoda; Insecta; Lepidoptera; Noctuidae. Bases 146 to 1606 code for a protein of 486 amino acids. The transcript has 8 exons. The record is from RefSeq and is a predicted model, not a curated record. Gene Ontology annotation, cellular component: catalytic step 2 spliceosome.
GGCUCUUUUUUAUUCUGUGGUCAAAUGUCAAUAGAGCGAGCAUUGCUUUCGUGUUGUUAUUAUGAUUUUUGUGUAACUUUUAUUAUUUAUUAAUUAAGUUCUUUAAACUGUAAUGUGGACAAAGUAUAAUUAGUGAACUCCUACAAUGGCUAACGAAAACAAAAUCUCUAAACCUGGGGCAGCAGCGUUAGAAAAUAUGAAGCUCUUGAAACACGAGAGUAACAUAUUUAAAGUACCAAAAGUGCCUCAAAAAAGGGACAAGAAGAAAACUCAAGUGCUAGACGAAGAUGUUUACGUUGAAGGUAUUGCAAAAAUUAUACAAAGAGACUUUUUUCCUGAUUUGGAGAAACUUCGAGCUCAGAAUGAAUUUUUGGAGGCCACGGAGAACAAAGACUAUGCUAGGCUGAGAGAGCUGACCAGGAAGUACAGUGGGAGCAGACCUCCCACAGAACCUUAUAAUUCACCGGCAACCUUUGACACACCACAUUCAGACAGACCAUUUUCUCCCGCGGCACCUACAGUAAGAGAAGACAGGUCAGAUUCAGACAAUGAGUCCAAUACCAAAGAUAGGACUAAGGACAGCACAGAUAAUCAUUCAUUAGAUUCAUACCUGGCCAGUCACACGAGUGAAGACAACGCAAGCUACGACCGCGUCAUAGCAUUAGAGAACAAAAAGCGCGCGAACAAGUUAGCGUCGCAGUUCCAGUCGGAAGUGACGUCGAAGGCGAUAGCCGACGCCGCGCUCGCGCUGCCCUCCAUAGAGCAGCAAGCAGACCAGACUAAUAGGCCACAUGAGCUAGACACAUGGCGCUACAAGGCGAAGAACUACAUAAUGUACGUGCCGGAGGGCGCGGCCUCGCAGCGCGCGCCGCCCAAGCCCGAGCUGCUGCAUCACAACACGCGGCUCAAGGUCGAGCCCUUCGACCACGUCAAGAACAAGGAGGCCAUCACUGCUAUAGCGAGGAGCCAGGAUGCGAGCGUGACGGGUAAGAUAGGUGUGGACGGUGUGAGCAUAACGACGGAGAAGGGCGGCGCGGAGUACUCGUUCGUGAGCACGCCGUCGCCGCGGCCCGGGCUGGGCCCCGACCAGAGCCCGCUCAUGACGUGGGGAGAGAUCGAAGGCACGCCCUUCCGGCUCGACGGCGGGGACACGCCCUUGCCUGCCGUGGGCGCGGGCGCGGCGUACCGCAUGCUGUCGUCGGGCUCGCGCGAGCGCCUGGCGCUGCAGCUGGCCGAGCGCGCCGCGCGCCGCCGCCGCCCCAACACGCCGCAAGCCACGCCCGCCACUCCCAGUUUCAGAUCAAACACCGAGCGCUUGGCGAGCAUGUCACCGGCAGCUAGGAAGUUGGCUGCUAAGCAUCUACUAUCACCCCGUCUCAAAUUGACUCCCAACGACAUGGGCAUUCUGUCUCACAACACUCCGAAGCGCACCCCGACGCCGCAGCGGCCCCUGGUGGCCACGCCGCGCAGUAAGAAGGCCGCGCGGCCCUCGCCCGCCGGCAGCGUCAACAACGACAACCUCACCGAGGACAACCUCACCGACAACCUCCUGCAGAUCAACGUCGCCAAACGAACCAGGUUAAAAGCAAAAGAUUUCUUCGAAUAAAACAAAUUAUGAUUUCGAA